CGAAAACAAAAAACGACGUGCACCAAACUUCUCUCCUCUACGUAUUUUUUUACUAAUAGUUUGUUUUGCUCAUUGGUCAUAACGUUUCCCUCGCUGCUAGCUGCUGUACCGUGGUAGCCAAACGUUUUACAUACCUGCGUGCUUACUUUUCUAUUUUUGCAGAAAGCAAAUGAGAGAAUGUUUGGGAAUUUCCUGACACUCCUCGGCGUAAGCGGCGACAGUGAGCCUGACAAACCACAGGCAACGCAGAACACGCCCGAGGACCAGCGACGAGAGAGUGACCGCAGAAGGGACUUAAUUCUCCAGCUUGCGACGUACCUAAGCGCAGUUAAAGUAAAAAGCAGCACACAGAAGCGAAUAGUCGAGUCGGUGCGUCAGGUCUCGGAAGUGGUCAUUUGGAGCGACCGGCGAAAUCCAGAGCUGCUGAGCUAUGUCGUUGAAGUCAACCUGCACCGUGCGCUCCUCCGGCUAUUGCAGGACAGAAGGGGCGGGAAUGCGUCGGUGGCCGUGGCAGUGCAGGUUCUGCAGACGCUGAGCAUUAUCUUGGACGGUAUCACCGAGAGCCGCUUCCUGUACUCGCUCUUUUCCAACAACUUUGUCAACGAGCUAAUAGCUGCGCCGGUGGACCUGGAGAACGACGAGAUUCUGGCCUACUACGUGGCAUUCCUAAAGGCGCUGUCGUUGAAGCUGACGACCGACACUAUACAUUUCUUUUUCAACGAACGGCUGGACGACUUCCCGCUGUAUACCACGGCCAUCUCGCUGUUUGACCACCCGGAUUCGAUGGUGCGUGUGGCCGUGCGAGCCAUCACCCUGAAUGUGUUUCGCAUCAACGACCAGGAUGCACUCGAGUUCAUCCUGAGCGCACCAGCCUGCGCGCAUUUCUGGCAGAUGAUUAUGCGCGCUCUCAAGGACUGCUACGAUGACGCCUUCCGGAUUCUCGUUGACAUGCCAACUGUCACUCCACGCCUGCAGACAGCCCCCAUAGCCACCUCGGUUGUCGACAACAGGAUGUCCGAGAUCCAGGAAUGGGCGGCUGUGGACCAGAUUUUGGAGAACCACAUGGGCCUGCUGUCGUACAUGAACGACAUCUAUGGCUUGGGUGUCGAGCGGAUAAACCAGCGGAUAACGUCCAGAAUUCCUCGACCGCAUAUUGAUACGGACAUUUGUGCACGUCAUUGAGAUUGGGUGGCGGGCAGGGGCCAGUCCUGAGGAAGCCCUGUUUAUGCAAGUGGUGACCCUGUUCCUGUCGCACUUUUUUGCCAUUAUCAAGUACUCGCCGCUGCUUGUCGAUACCAUCAAUGCUCUGUUUGUCGAGCAGGUGGCACACCCGUCUGACGAUAGCAACGCAAUGGGAGGAGGAGGAGGACGCAGAAAUGGAAGAGCCGACGCAUCUUGUGCACCCGUUUACGCCAUCACCCUUUGAAGCAUCCCGUACGCUGAUGCCGUGGAUGUGUGUGGCAUUGGAAAUUUUGCAUAACAAGGCAAUUGGCCCAACAGUCCUGGUUCGGUCGGUUUUGACACCACGCCGGAUGCUACGCACGCGG
Linderina pennispora is the source of this 1547-nucleotide messenger RNA. RefSeq lists its product as uncharacterized. Gene Ontology annotation, biological process: endosome to lysosome transport; endosomal transport; regulation of autophagosome maturation. The coding region runs from base 178 to 1182 and encodes 334 amino acids. Lineage: Eukaryota; Fungi; Kickxellomycota; Kickxellomycetes; Kickxellales; Kickxellaceae. Gene Ontology annotation, cellular component: endolysosome membrane; late endosome. The transcript has a single exon. The record is from RefSeq and is a predicted model, not a curated record.